GUCAAUGUCAAAUAGUUUCGAUUUUGUCUCCAUUUUCUAUAUUUUUUAUUGUUAAUACUACUUGUAUUACUACAUAUAUGGUAAUAAUAACGGCCUAAAAAUGAUAAUCGAUGAAAACUUAUUACUCUUGUUAAUUUUGAUAUUCUCAUGGGUCGAAUAUGCUUGGGAGUUAUAUCUUUCUUUGCGACAGCUGAUGAUAUACAAGACCAACAAUACUAUUCCAGAAGAUUUGAAAGAGAUGCUCAAUGAAGAAUCAUUUAAAAAAUCCAGACUAUAUGGAAUUGACAAAUCACAGUAUAAAAUUGUGAAAGAGUUUUAUAAUAUAUCCUUAUCAUCUUUUAUUCUAUAUAAUAGAUGGAUUUCUGCAGCAUGGCAAAAAUCAGAAGAUAUUGCUGCCGUUUUUAAUAUCAGUCCAAGUCAAGAAAUCUUAAUAAGUUGUGUCUUUAUGUCAUUUGUAACAUUAUUCAAUUUUGUUGUAAAUAUGCCAUUUUCUAUUUACGAAAUAUUUGUUCUCGAAGAAAAACACGGAUUCAAUAAGCAAACCAUUGGUUUCUUUAUAAAGGAUCAGUUAAAGUCCCUUGUGCUUAGUCUUGUUAUCACAUUACCUAUUGUUUCUAUAGCUAUAUUUAUUAUAAUGCUUGGUGGAAACAUGUUUGUGGUUUGGUUGUGGCUGUUUACAACUUUAACCACUUUGAUACUUUUAACACUAUAUCCUUCAGUGAUUGCACCAUUGUUUGAUAAAUUUGUUCCAUUACCAGAUGGUACUUUAAGAAAAGGUAUUGAGAAUCUAGCAUCAAGGCUCAAUUUCCCGCUAUCUCAGGUUUACAUAGUAGAAGGAUCGAAAAGAUCGGCACACAGUAAUGCAUAUUUCAGUGGAUUAUUUGGUGCUAAAAGAAUAGUCUUAUUUGAUACAUUGCUUGAAAAACAUGAUGAUGUUAAGAAAGUUACUACUGGGUGCACCGAAAAUGAAAUCCUUGGUGUUUUGGCUCAUGAAUUAGGUCACUGGAAGUGCAGUCAUAUAUAUAAAUCUAUAGUCCUCACCGAAGUCAAUCUUCUACUUCUUUUUACAGCAUUCGGACUACUCUUUAAAUAUUCAUUGCUUUACACCUCUUUAGGAUUCCCAUCGGGACAAGAGCCAGUGAUCAUUGGACUAAUAGUAGUAUUACAACUUAUUCUUGCACCUUACAACUCUCUAUUAUCUUUCUUUGCAACAGCUUUAUCUAGGAAAUUUGAGUUUGAAGCAGAUAACUUUGCAGUUGGCUUAGAUUAUCCAAUGGAACUGAGAUCGGCUCUUAUUAAAUUAGGAAAAGAUAAUUUAGACUACCCCAUCUACGACAAGCUAUAUUCAGCCUGGUAUCAUUCACAUCCAACUCUGUUGCACAGAAUUGAAAAUAUUAAACUUCAAAUUUCUAAAAAUAAAGUUGAUUAAGUAAUUUAAAUGCAUUUUAUCAUACAGUACAAUUACUUUUAAUCUAUUUUAAGCAUUUAAUGAAGUAGUUUUAAAUGUAAUGCAUUUGUAUCAUAUUAAUAUUAUUAUAGGUCACAGAAGGAUUUGUAAUUUUAUACAAAACUAAAUUCUUGUAAAAAUGACAAAAAUGUUUAUUUAUGAAUAGAGUAAGAUCUGUAAAAUCAUUACCAGUAAUAAUUUAUUAAUUGCAUUUAAAAUGUUGCACACACCAAAACUACUAUUUCGUAAUUGAAGAUACAUACAUAUAUAUUUACAUAACUUUAUUGUGUGAUGUUAGGAUUUUUACUUUAAAAGCCACUGUCAAUCGCUAGUGUUAUAUUUAAGGUUUAACUCUUAAUAUACUUUUAUACUUUCUCUCAACGCUUUUUUUUUAA
Messenger RNA from Nymphalis io (European peacock), 1842 nucleotides. RefSeq names its product CAAX prenyl protease 1 homolog. Gene Ontology annotation, molecular function: metalloendopeptidase activity. NCBI's taxonomy places the organism in Eukaryota, Metazoa, Arthropoda, Insecta, Lepidoptera, Nymphalidae. Gene Ontology annotation, biological process: CAAX-box protein processing. The transcript has 2 exons. The record is from RefSeq and is a predicted model, not a curated record. Gene Ontology annotation, cellular component: endoplasmic reticulum membrane. The coding region runs from base 101 to 1429 and encodes 442 amino acids.